Messenger RNA from Stylophora pistillata, 2810 nucleotides. RefSeq lists its product as uncharacterized. The record is from RefSeq and is a predicted model, not a curated record. Gene Ontology annotation, molecular function: endopeptidase activity; signaling receptor binding. Lineage: Eukaryota; Metazoa; Cnidaria; Anthozoa; Scleractinia; Pocilloporidae.
ACAAUUCCUGCCGGGAACACCGCGUUGGUGGAUUUGCUGUAAGAAAGAUGAAGUCCUUUGCAGUAUUACUUUUGACUGUGGUUUAUUUGAGAUUUUCUAUCAAUGCUCGUGAUGUUUAUCCUAGCCGGAAGCGGAAUAAAACUCAAGAUGCUUACGAUAGUACUUCGAUUUCGUUCGAAGGCGAAAGUUGCGUGGAAGCAAAGCCAUCCGCUGACCAGAGCCUUACAAAAGCUAUCUGCCAUCCAUACCGUCCAAUCGCCAGAAGGGCAGAUAAGAACGUGAAGAGGACUGAGGUUUGCAAGUCGACAGUGGGUGAUGAUCUGUUAUUCGCUACACCGGCCGAGCAAGAAUGGCGCGAGAAUCUUUUCGUGACGUACACCAUACGCUCACGAGUUGGAAAAGUACAACGCAUGCCCAAAUCUCCGAGUCGACUGCUGACCAAGUUUUGUUGGCAGCUUAUCGUGCACAUGUACUGCAGGUUCUUUUUACCAAAAUGUGACAUGACAUCAUCAAGACCUCGGGCUCAGCCUAUUUGUAGAGAGGCGUGCCGGGAAUUUAAGAGCCAGUGUCAGAAAGAAUGGACUCAGGCACAAAGGAAAUUCAAGAGUGUGUCGUGGGCUGUGCAGAAACUUGCAUCUGGGUUGGAAAGAAGUUCUUCGCUUAUGUGGUGCAAGGACCUGCCCAGACAAAGAGGACCAGAUAUUCCAGAAUGUUAUUAUCCUAAGAUGUUGCAAGAAAAGAAAGAAAAACCUCGACCGUUUACGGACACUUGUUUCCAUGAUGACGGCCGGACAUACCGCGGCAAUGUGUCUGUGACACGAUCUGGUUACAAGUGCCAGUCCUGGACUUCCCAGUGUCCUCAUCGACACCACAGAACACCAGAAAACUUUCCUGAACUGAAUGGCGCUGGCAAUGCAUGUCGGAAUCCUGGUGGUCAGGCCCCUAACGGUCCCUGGUGUUACACCACAACUGUGAAUCAGAGAUGGGAGUAUUGUAAUGUGAUCAACUGUGAAACACUAAAGAAAAGCAAAGGAAUGGCGAGGGCUUACGUUCUUUCCAAAAGUGAUAUCUCUGAUAGAUGCCUUCGAACUGUGGAUCUGAUUUACUGCAACCACUACUUUCAAAAGUGUGACAACACGUCAUCAAAGAUUCUUCCAGUUCCGGUCUGUAGGGGGGCCUGCAAUGUUAUGGUACAGAGACAUUGCAAAGAAGAGUAUCGUCGCGCUAAGGAAAUUAACAAUGCUGUACAAGACUCCCCUGCAUUAGGGACUCAAUGGAGUUUUGAAUUGCUUAACUGCUCAGAGUUUCCACCGAGAAACGGAGGCUCUAUUCCAGAGUGUCAUUAUCCUGAAGAACUCGAAGAAAGAAACAUCUCGGAAGGAGACUUUAGUGAUGAAUGUUCCUAUGGUGACGGUCAAUCAUACCGUGGAAAUGUAUCUGUUACACAGUCCGGUCACACGUGCCAGUCUUGGAUUUCCCAGUGUCCUCAUCGACACCACAGAACCCCAAAGAACUUUCCCGAACUGAUCAACGCCGGCAAUGCAUGCCGGAACCCUGAAGGACAGGCCCCUCUCGGUCCUUGGUGCUACACCACAAAUUCUUCAGUUCGCUGGGAGUACUGUAAUAUCUCUACUUGUACUCCAGAAGACGCAACGUUGUCCAAUUGGAGUCCCUUCACCAAGUGUUCAGUAUCUUGCGGGAACGGCUGGACCACACGCACGCGCACUUGUGGCAGACCGCGUCUUGGCGGGAAAAAUUGCUCCUCGCUCGGUGCUCUCUUUGAACGGCAACAAUGCAGCCUUCAAGAUUGUCCUGAGAAUGACGACAAUGUUGAAGAAGUGCCAGUGGAUGAGACAGUGCACACAAAGAUAUUAGAGCUAAACUCGACAUGGACCAUCAUUCUUUCAACCAUUGGAUCUAUUCUUUUUAUCGUCAGCGUGAUUCUGGUCGUUACUUUAGUCAAGAAACAUACAGGUCGUAAGCAAAAUAACCCCAACAUCCAAGAUGAAGAGAAAAUCACUCCUUAUGCAACAGUUCGCCUCAGUGAAGUUUUUCCAGCAAAUGCAGCAAAUUAUGGCUAUUCCAUUCCUGGCAUGUACGAAAAUCCUCUGAAGGCUUUGCCUCUCCCGGGCCACCCGUGGAUGAAUACAAGACCAAGAGCUGUUGGAAGGCAGGAGAUGCGAAGAUCACCAUAUGAAAAUCUCGACCAUCUGGGGAGGAAAGCUGUCAAUCCUCUCCAGUAUCUCUUUUAUCAGCCUCGUUAUGAAAAUGAAUUAGCUGAUAAUACAACCCGAGAUGUGGUUUUUAUAACGCCUGGGUACGACAAGUUGAUGUCAACCACAAGGAAGAAGAGGCGGGAAAUUUACAGAGGUGAAGCCACGCGCUUAGCACGCGAGAAAGCGAACAUGUCCGUAUAUGAUUCUCUCGUCCGCGAAAUCAACCUCAAGUGUAAAAGCCGAAGAGAAGAUUUGACGGAAACAGAAGAAGACGGUGAAAGGAGUAUUGAUGUCAGUAUGGAUGAACUCUCCAGCGACGAAAGUGGCCCAACUUGCUCAAAGGAUGAAGAUGAAAAUACAGGAGCCUCAGAGGAGUUAUUAAACAAUGGUAAUAAGGUUGACGUUGAGAACGGUUGCAUUGCAAAUGACUGGAAUACAUCCGCGGAGCAAUGUGAAGAACAAACUCUGAGUUUAACAGAAAUCAAAGAUAAUUUCUCGCCGUGUUCCCAAGCUGCCUUUAAAAUGGACGAUAAAAGAGGCUUAUUUCAGUUUUAUAGCUCCAGUGAUCCGUUACACAACACUGAACAAGAACAA